This is a messenger RNA of Nannizzia gypsea CBS 118893, 747 nucleotides long. Its product is annotated as pre-mRNA-splicing factor cwc21. The coding region runs from base 1 to 747 and encodes 248 amino acids. The record is from RefSeq and is a predicted model, not a curated record. The transcript has a single exon. Lineage: Eukaryota; Fungi; Ascomycota; Eurotiomycetes; Onygenales; Arthrodermataceae.
AUGAGUUCAAAUGUUGGCCUCACCACUCCUCGUGGGAGUGGAACGUCCGGAUAUGUCCAGCGCAAUUUAUCUCUCUUAAAACCCCGCGAUCCGAACUACGCAGUUCCGCCUGCAGCAUAUGGCGAUAAUGGCCCCAGCGAUGCUGGAUUUAAGCAGAGGCAGCCAGACAAACAAAUUCUCGAACAUGACCGGAGGAGAGCUAUUGAAGUUCAGAUCAUAGAAGAAAGAGACAGGCUGGAGGAAGAAAACGAGAAAAUCGCAGAAGGGAAUAAAAAGCUUGCAUCGAAGAAUAAGACGGAUUCAGAUGAUACUGAGAAAAGUGACUCUAAGUCAGAAGCUCGAGGAAGGCGAGUCGAGUUAACCGAGGAAGAGAUUGAGGAGAGACUUGAUAAGCUCCGUGAGAGGCUUACGAAUGAACUAGACGAUGAGUUGGCUGGCAAGCACAAGCCAGGGCCCUCCCGGGAUGUGAGACACAGAGACCAAUCCGGUUACGAACCAUAUCCCUCAAGGCAACGGCGGCCAAAUGGCCAUGAGGAGAAAAGUGGCUAUAAAGGCCGCAAACAGUUUAAAACCUACCAAGUUCACGAGCAGGCCGAGGCUAAAAUUCAAGAAAGUGAACGGCUACGAAAGGCCCUUGGCAUACGGGGAGAAGGCGAAGAAACCCCUUGGGAUUCUGGCCGUCGUGGGGAUCGUGAAAGAGGAGGUAGAGAUCGCUAUGCUGAUAGAGACUCAGGCCGACGGUGGUAG